Molecule: messenger RNA, 3207 nt
Organism: Daucus carota subsp. sativus
Lineage: Eukaryota; Viridiplantae; Streptophyta; Magnoliopsida; Apiales; Apiaceae
Exons: 3
Coding region: 1-3207 (1068 amino acids)
Source: RefSeq, a predicted model, not a curated record
AUGGACAAGUCUUGGAUUUCAAAAGAUAGGGAUUCUUUAGAAUAUGAAGUGGGGAUUGAAUCUUUCUUGAUAUUUGCUGAAGAAAAUGCUAAGAAUCGUAAUAAAAUCCCUUGCCCCUGUGCAUGUUGUGGGAAUUUUAAGAAGCAUUCUGUUAAAAUAAUUAGAGGUCAUUUAUAUGAAAAAGGAUUUAGUUUGGGGUAUGUUGAUUGGAUAUGGCACGGAGAAAAGUGUCCAACUAGCGAGUCAGCACCAAAGUCUUCUUUUGGUAGUAAUUCAGUCGAAAUUCCUACAUCCGAAAAUGUUGACAUAUGUGAAGCAGCGUAUGAGAGGAGUGAAUAUAUUGAUGAUUCGGGUGAGUUUAGUAGGUUUGUCGCUGAUGCAGAACAACCGUUAUACGAGGGUAGCGACAACAGCAAAUUAGAGUCGAUGUUGAAAUUACAUAAUUGGAAAUCUAGGUUUGGCAUAAGCGAUAGUGCCUUCACCGAUCUUCUUUCUUCUGUAGGGUCUUUACUGCCUAAAGACCAUGUGUUACCCGAGAAUGCGUAUGAAGCAAAAAAAACCCUAACUGAUUUAGGACUUGAGUGUAUUAAGUUUCACGCGUGUCCAAAUGAUUGUAUACUGUACAGGGCUUUAAAUAUUGAUGCGUCGGAGUGCCCCAAGUGCCAUCUGUCUCGUUGGAAGGUUGGAAAGGACGGUAAACCUAGGAUUAAUGUUCCAGCCAAUGUAAUGUGGUAUUUUCCGAUAAUUCCUCGAUUUAAACGGAUGUUUAAAUCUCCUGCCACAGCUGAACUUAUGAGUUGGCAUUCGAACAAGCGAAUUCAAGAUGGCCAAAUGCGUCAUCCAGCCGACUCUCCUUCUUGGAGGAAUAUUGACUAUAGGUGGCCUGAAUUUGGUAGUGAGUCGAGAAACAUUCGCUUAGCAUUAGCUGCUGAUGGAAUAAACCCGCACAACAAUGGCCUUACCAAUAGGUACACUUGCUGGCCAGUAGUUUUGGUAACUUAUAACCUUCCUCCAUGGUUAUGCAUGAAGAGGAAGUUUAUGAUGCUAACUAUACUAGUUUCAGGACCACAUGAACCGGGUAAUAACAUUGACGUGUAUUUGCAACCAAUGAUUGACGAUCUGAAAAAGCUUUGGGAAGAAGGUGAACGGAAUGUAUACGAUGCGUAUACAAAGUCUUAUUUCACAUUAAGAGCUAUUUUAAUGUGGACCAUAAACGACUUUCCAGCGUAUGGGAAUUUAUCAGGCUGUGUGAAUAAAGGUUAUAUGGUGUGUCCAAUUUGUGGAGAUGACACAGUAGCUAAACAUUUAAAAUAUAGCAGAAAACUAUGUUACCAAGGACAUCGAAGAUAUUUGGCACCGCAUCAUCCCUAUAGGAGGAGUAAGGCAGCUUUUAAUGGAGAACAAGACUUUGGAUGCGCACGUCAACCCCAAUCUGGUGAAGAAGUGCUAAGGCUGCAGGAGCAGAUUGAAUUUACAUUUGGGAAGGAGGUGAAAAAAGCAAAAAAAGUGGAUUGUCCAUGGAAGAAGAAGUCAAUUUUCUUCGAGUUGGAGUAUUGGAAAUUUCAUCACGUACGUCAUUGUCUCGAUGUUAUGCACAUUGAAAAAAAUGUGUGUGAUAAUUUAAUCGGGAGAUUGUUGAAUCUUCCAUUCAAGAGUAAAGAUAGCGUGGAAUCUCGUCGUGAUAUGAUUGAAAUGGGUGUGAGGCCUGACCUGGCUCCAGAAGUAGGAGAAAAGCGAACCUACCUCCCCCCUGCCCCUAAUACUUUGUCAAGAGCAGAAAAAAGAACGAUGUUAGGGUCAUUAUCGCAUAUGAAACUUCCUUAUGGCCAUUCAUCGAACAUAAAAAAUUGUGUUUCCAUGUCUGAUUUAAAGAUUUAUGGGUUGAAAUCCCAUGAUUGUCACACCCUUCUCCAGCAGCUUCUCCCGAUUUCAAUUCGUUCGAUUCUUCCAAAAAAUGUUCGAGUCAGCAUAAUCAGACUUUGUUUCUUCUUCAACAGUUUAUGUAAUAAAGUUGUUGAUAUAUCCAAACUCGAUAAGCUACAGUCAGAUUUGGUGUUGACUUUGUGUGAGUUAGAAAAAAUCUUCCCGCCUUCAUUUUUUGAUGUAAUGAUACACUUAACGGUCCACUUGGUUAGAGAAUUACGCUUAUGUGGACCUGUAUUCUAUAGAUGGAUGUUCCCGUUUGAAAGGUUCAACAAAGUGUUGAAGAGUUAUGUUCGGAACCGUUACUAUCCAGAGGGGUGUAUAGCAGAAAGCUACCUAGGAGAAGAGUCGGUUGAGUUUUGCUCAGAAUUUGUUAGGCAAAGCUUCAUGACUGCUGGUCUUCCAAAGGACAAGGGCAAACUUUCUGGGCCAUUAUCGGGUGUAAUGGUAAAGUCUGUGGAUGAGAAAGAAAGAGACGAGGCACAUUUACAUGUCCUGCAGAACAACUCUGAAGUGUAUCCUUAUAUCAUGAAGCAUAAGGAGUUACUAGAACAGCAAUACCAAGGCAAAAAAAAGGGUGUUCAAUGGCUAAUUGGAGAGCACAACCGUUUAUUUGCUAAUUGGUUUCAGAAAAGGGUUAGUACUGAAAUGGUAGAGAAUCCUGAAAAUAUUUCCGAAACAAUUAGAUGGUUGGCAGGCAAACCAUCGUUUUCGGUUUUAAGCUAUGAUGGUUAUUUGAUUGAUGGGGUACGAUACUUCACAAAGGACCGUGAUGAUGCAAGAGUUGUUCAGAAUAGCGGGGUUUCUUUAGUUGCCAGUACAGUACAAGUGUCCAGUGCUAAGGACAUGAAUCCCGUGGCGUGUGAUAUGACAUUCUACGGGAUAAUCGAAGAGAUUUGGGAAUUAGAUUACUAUGCUUUUAAAGCUCCACUUUUCUUAUGUAAAUGGGCAGAUAGUGAGAGAGGUAUCAAAGUUGAUGAUUUAGGCUUCACUCUUGUAGAUUUCAGUCGGCUUGGUCACAAGAACGACAAGUAUGUGUCUGUUGACCACGUGAAACAAGUCUUCUAUAUUGAAGACCCUGUCGAUGCUAGGUGGUCUGUUGCAUUGAACUCUACAAAGGCAGACUAUCAAGAGUUGUACAAUGAUGAUGAUUUGGGAGACACGACUCUUGAAAAUCCUCCAUUCUGCAUAGAUAUUCCUAUGUGCGAUCAUGACGAAGAACCUGCCGAGCCUAGUGUUAGCAAUAAAAGGCAAAAUGUUGAGGGGAUUUGGAUUAAAAAAUGA